AUGCCGCUUUCUUCCAUUUUUCUAAUAUCUAAUUCCAAUGCUUCUUGGCCCAUUGCAGAUGCAUCUGGCGAUGAUGUGCCAUCAGUGCAGAGACAUGCUUUGGCCUCCAGCUGCGUAGGCCCAUAUGCAGCAACGUACGCUGCACAGAAUUUACAUAAUUUUCUAGAAUGCAUAGUACUUUUUAGUGUUCUAUAUCCAUUUAAAACUACAUUUAUUUUAACUCAGCAUUGUAAUUAUGUACUGAUUGUAAUAUUUUUAGCAUUUGGAGAUGUUUUUGCUGGCAUUGGAGUGCGAGAACCUCAGCCAAGAGCAAGUGAGGCAUUCACAAGAUUUGGUGAAACACAUAGGAAUAUGGAAAAAUUAGGAAUUAAAUUUCUAAAGACUGUCAAACCUAUGUUGACAGACUUGGGAACUUAUCUAAAUAAAGCUGUCCCUGACACUAAAUUAACUAUAAAAAAGUAUGCUGAUGUGAAAUUUGAAUAUUUAUCAUACUGUUUAAAAGUCAAGGAAAUGGAUGAUGAAGAAUACACUUACCAAGCUUUGCAAGAACCAUUGUAUAGAGUGGAAACAGGAAAUUAUGAAUACAGAUUAAUUUUAAGGUGCAGGCAAGAUGCUCGUGCAAGAUUUUCAAAACUGCGGUCUGAUGUUCUAGUCAAAUUGGAACUUCUUGAUCAAAAACAUGUUCAAGACAUAGUGUUUCAGAUGAAUCGAUUGCUUUCAGCACUUUCUCAGUAUAAUGAAAACUGUUAUCGCCUGAUGCAAGAAACAAACGUCUUUCCAAUAGAAUUAGAUUUGCCUCAAACUACAUUCCAGUAUUCAGAUACAACAUUAACUCCAACCUAUCAUGAUGAUGAUGAAGAAGAAGAAGAGGAAGAUUGUGAAGUUCUAGUCAUAGGAGAAGAAGCAUUGCAGGAAAAUAAGUCCGAUGAUGAUCUUUUACAAGAUUUCUUGGGAGGAGAAACAAUGUCAAAAGAAUUAAUGUCUCUGAAUCUUUUAGAUGAAUAACAGUGCAAAGAAUGUAUUUUUAUUUGGCCAGUCAUAAAAAUGUUAUUGUCUUAAUUGAGAAAUUUAUGCAUAAUAGCAUUUCAAACACAGUGCUUGCACAAUCCUUUUUUUUUUUUACUUUUUUUUUAAUUCAAGAAAUUUUUUUUCCCAAGGUGUCUCUAAUACUGUGAUAACACUUCAUUUUGAGUUUUGUUAUUAUGAAAGAGAAAUGAUGUGUAAAUGGAUGCUAUCUGCUUUUUAUUGUUUGAAACUUUGUUUAACCAAAUAAUUUCCCAAUAUAAUGGAAAAUAAUGAUAUAGGUUUUAGUGACCAUGGAAUGUAAAAUUCUUUUCUUUUUACAGUUAUAAAUAUUGGCUAUUGCUGUGGUUAAAUUAAAAA
Molecule: messenger RNA, 1383 nt
Organism: Stegodyphus dumicola
Lineage: Eukaryota; Metazoa; Arthropoda; Arachnida; Araneae; Eresidae
Gene: PICK1
Product: protein interacting with PRKCA 1
Biological process (GO): receptor clustering; intracellular protein transport; regulation of Arp2/3 complex-mediated actin nucleation
Cellular component (GO): postsynaptic density; neuron projection; trans-Golgi network membrane
Molecular function (GO): protein domain specific binding; protein kinase C binding; phospholipid binding
Source: RefSeq, a predicted model, not a curated record